UUCAAAUCGAUCAAAGCAAUCUCCUCAGUGAUUGCAAACUUAUAUACAAUAUUUCCUUUUCUUCUACUAUCUUUAUACAAUUUACGAACUUCUUCUAUAAUUUCUUGAUACUUUCAUAAUAGUACAUAUACUUUCCUUAUUUCAGUAUUCUAUAUACUACCUGAAAUCUUCAUUGCAUCCUGCGUCUGCCUUGAUACAAUCCACGGGCUUCCACUUUUCUUCGCUGAUUUAUCUGGCUGAUACCAUCUUCAACAAACGAAAAUGAGUCAACACGGAUGGGAUCCUAAGAAGACAGUCAUCUCCGGGAGAAGAGGCUCGGACGCCAACUACGAUAUCCGCACUCCGGCAAGCUCCCAUGUCAAUGUUCGACCGAGUCCAAGCUAUUACGGCCGCAAUUUCCAGAACUCUGCACAGGGACGCUCGUCAAGCUUCGCCUACGGCGACAUCAAGGAGCCAAAAUUGCCGGAUCCAUGGGUCAAGGUACCACAGCCAUACCCGGAGCGUGUGGAAAAGGAGUACCUUGCCUACAAGGAUGCCGGAAAACAUAUGACGGCAGUCAGACGGGAGUACAACGCCACUGGUGCGAUGGGUGUUUCUGGUAACCAGGGCCCCGCCAUGCAGAUUCUGAGGCAGGGUGAGCGACUGGCCACUGACAUGAUAGCCGCUGCCAAUACAGUGGCCGCAUCUCACAGUGGCUUUGACCACAAGUAUCCAACUGCCUAUGAGAACCUAGAAAAGAAAGGCUCACAUUAUGAUGAGGCCGUAAAGAACCUCAAAACUGCGAGAAACUACCGCAAUCAGAGAGAGGUGCUCCGUGGUAAGAUCAAUGCUCCACCGCGUCCCUAACUGUCGGCUCGAAGGCGUCUCUUCGGAGCGCUGCAGUAAGGAACUUAUAAAGCUGGGCAAAGAAAAGGGGGGUAAUGUGGCGGCUAUGUUUUGUCCUCCCCAGGUUGUUGAGGCCACGGUCAUUCAUCGCUGGUCUUUGAGUUACUCAUGUUUUCCUGCAUGCUCGGUUAUGUUUUGAACUAUUCUUAUGUGUCAUUGCUUUGUCAAAUUCCCGUGCUUUCUUGCGUUCUUGUUGGGUGUAAUCUAUGUUUUAGUUUGGC
Molecule: messenger RNA, 1106 nt
Organism: Aspergillus neoniger CBS 115656
Lineage: Eukaryota; Fungi; Ascomycota; Eurotiomycetes; Eurotiales; Aspergillaceae
Exons: 2
Coding region: 262-846 (194 amino acids)
Source: RefSeq, a predicted model, not a curated record